ACAAAUGAGUACUGAUCUAGUGGCAGUUUCGCAUGAUAGUAAACUGCCAACACCGAAACAUCAAAAAGUUUCAGAGACGCUAUAAAAAUGGAAUUUUCCACAUUGGCAUCUAAUAAUUAGGACUCUGGAUGUUUGAGGCACUAAUAUGGAUGACAAACUGCUUCCGAGAGAAGUGCCAGAGCCGACAAGGUUUCCAAGUGUUGGAGACAACAGAGGUCAGAGCGAGGGUAGGCUCAGGUGCCACCUGGGGAGGCAAGGACUCUGGCAAGGCAGCAAAUCCUGGUGAUGUGUGGAGGCUUAUAGGAGCCGUGCGGAGCAUCGCUGCCAGGGUUGAGGAGUCUGGAUCGAAAACGAGACAUCCCUCCGGGGAGGCGGGCACCGGCAGUGACGAGGCAGAGGAGGAAUGUGGUGACCGCUCGAGGCAGGUGGAGGUGGCUGGCCUUGUCGCAGCCAUGCGGAGUGCUGUGUUGAGGUAUGAGAACAACGAGUUCAUAAAAGCGCCCAAGUUGGAGGAUGUAGCCGAAGUAUCGGAGAACUCUUCAGACUCGGAAGACGGUGAGGCAUCUGAGGUGGGCAACGAGUCAUUGACAAUUGGCGACCUUAGCCUCGUUCCUCAGAACGUGUCGCUGUCGCCUGACCCGUCGCUCCGGAUUGACCCGGGGGGCUUGGAAAUCUCUUCGGAUGCACUCGCUACUGGGAGCGAUGAUAGUGAGACUGAAGUGUCAGCCCACUCUUCUAAAAUGAAAGAAGGCCAUUCCGAAAACACUGACAUGACGGCCGUAUACCUGUACAGAAAUAUUUUUAGCAAAGUGCAGGAGAUAUUGGACCAUAGUAAAACAGCUUCAGAGGGCAGGAGAGACAGUUCUGGAAAGAAACCCUCAACAUCUGAAGCAGAAAAUGGAAGAACGAAGAACAGAUAGCAUUAAUUUCCAUAUGGUGAUGCAUAAGGUGGAUGUAGACAGAGUUAGGUUAUCUGACUUAAAAGGUAAAAUAUUUGAUGGUAUUAAAAAUGUAAAUAAUAGA
Messenger RNA from Schistocerca serialis cubense, 1023 nucleotides. RefSeq lists its product as uncharacterized. Lineage: Eukaryota; Metazoa; Arthropoda; Insecta; Orthoptera; Acrididae. The record is from RefSeq and is a predicted model, not a curated record. The transcript has 7 exons. Bases 129 to 920 code for a protein of 263 amino acids.